Molecule: messenger RNA, 1023 nt
Organism: Vicia villosa (hairy vetch)
Lineage: Eukaryota; Viridiplantae; Streptophyta; Magnoliopsida; Fabales; Fabaceae
Exons: 1
Coding region: 1-1023 (340 amino acids)
Source: RefSeq, a predicted model, not a curated record
AUGGACAAGCGCAUGUUUUCUGAAACAAGUCCACCUCCUCAUCCAUUUGUUGAAAUUCGCAUUACAGAAGUAAACCCUACUUUUCCACGAAGAAACCCUACUUUAGAACUAUUUCCGUGUAUGUUUAUACCAACACCUCAACCACUUGUUCAAACUCCUAUUACUGAAGACAAGCCUACUUUAGAACCGAACCUUACUUUAGAACUAUUUACUACUCAAAGAAUUAUUUCAGAACCGGUUAAGAGUCCUGUUCCAGAACCAGAACCGGUUCAGAGUCAUAUUCUAGAACCGGUUCAAAGUCUGGUUCCAGAACCAGAACCAGUUCAAAGUGAAAUUCAGAGCAUGUUUUCUCAACCAGUCCCGCCAUCUCCACCACUGGCUCAAAGUCAUGUUCAAGAACUGGUUCAUCAUCCUAUUCCAAAACCUACUUUGUUUCAGUUUGACAGCCUGUUUCCUCUAUCAAUCCCACCACCACCUCAACAACCAAUCUUGAAUUUUCCUCCUCGGGAACGUGCUCGCCGUGACCAACAAAGUGAAAAACCCGAAACCAUCGAUAUACCUUUCAGAUGGGCUACUAAUCGAAGAGCAAGGGUUCACAGUUUCCAUUAUCUUAUUCAAAAUGAAAUCUUUGAUAUUACAGGAGAUGUUGAGUGCAUGAAAUGCCAAAGAAAAUUCGACAUGUCAUUUGACGUGAGAGAAAGGUUUCCUGAAAUCUCUAACUAUAUUAUGAAUAACAGUCAAGCCAUGGAUGAAAGGGCGCCACCAGAGGUAUGGAUGAAUCCAACGUUGCCUGACUGUAUGCAUUGUAACAAAAAAAACUGCGUGAAGCCAAUCAUUGCUAACAAGAAAAAGAAGAUUAAUUGGUUGUUUUUGUUUCUGGGACAAAUGCUUGGCUGUUGCAAUCUUGUACAGCUGAGAUAUUGCUGCAAAUACAACAACAGUCAUCGAACCGGUGCAAAAGAUAGAGUUGUUUAUUCAGCAUAUCUUGCACUCUGCAACCAACUUCAUUCUAACCACCUUUAA